Molecule: messenger RNA, 729 nt
Organism: Echinococcus granulosus
Lineage: Eukaryota; Metazoa; Platyhelminthes; Cestoda; Cyclophyllidea; Taeniidae
Product: Coiled-coil domain-containing protein
Exons: 5
Coding region: 1-729 (242 amino acids)
Source: RefSeq, a predicted model, not a curated record
AUGUGGACUCAAAAUAUCGCCACGAACACCGGCACUGUUCAUUGUGGUGCUAAUCAGCCUGCUCAAAACCACCGAUCUCCAAUUACCAGCGAAGGUUUUGGUGCUAGUCACCCAGAAACUCGUCGUGCUGUGGUGACUAGACAUGAGCAGCGUCAGCCAUACGACCGUAGAAGGGAUCGUGAUUUGAUUGAAUUACGUGGGCGCUGCGCACAGUUGGAAAAGACGGUUCGUUGGUGGUCGGACUGUACGACGAAUUGGCGUGAAAAGUGGUCCUGCGUUCGGGAUGAGCGAAACCAACUGAGGGAAGAAUUGCGUAGAACUAAGUUGGCUCUAACUGCUCUGCAGCGGCAAAACGAAGAACUUGUUCACCGCCUUGAUCAGCUAUCUGCUACCCGAAAUCAAUCACCUGAUGAAAUUGUUAGGAAGAAUCCAGGAUCCUUUGAGUCGCAGCAGAAGCCUAAUGAGGAAGUUUUGCAGCGCAAGAACCGCGAGCUGAAUGAGCAGCUGGCAAAGAUGACGCGUUGUUUGGUAUCGGCGAGUGAACACCCUCAUCAAGAUCGCCGCAAUCACUCCUCGGGCGCUUCCUCGUGUUGUCAAUCUUCCGCUUCGCGCAGCGCCUCUUCCUCCCCGUUCUCCGCCAGCUGUGCCUCCACCUCCGCCUCUGGCACCGCCUCUUCCCGCGCUAGCCACAUAUCACCGCUUUCCACCCAAGGUAGUGUAGCCACUUAG